This is a messenger RNA of Mytilus californianus (California mussel), 5108 nucleotides long. RefSeq lists its product as uncharacterized. The transcript is spliced from 4 exons. The coding region runs from base 97 to 1479 and encodes 460 amino acids. The record is from RefSeq and is a predicted model, not a curated record. Lineage: Eukaryota; Metazoa; Mollusca; Bivalvia; Mytilida; Mytilidae.
UCAUAAUUUCCCUUGCAGUUGGUGACUUAUUUUCAGCAAAUAAUUGCUUCAUUAUUACUUCAACUUUGUGUUUGAAUAGUUGUCUUGGAUUUGAUCAUGCAAUUUUGUUUUUCCCAUGCUCGAUAUUUGGCUGCGAAACGAGCUGUAAUAGCAUUAUCUGUUAUUGUAUUGUUUUAUUUCAUAAUAAUUCAAUAUAAUUAUCUCCAUAUUGACAUUAAUUUAAAAAGUGCAGCGCACAUUCCUGAUGUUAAUGAAGCAAAAACAACAUUCAAAUUCACGCCAGCCUUUGAUGGUAAAUCGUUUCUUACAUCUGCUAUAUAUACUAAUUUAUCAAACUGUUUAAACCAUCAAGAUGUUAUUGUAAACGGCUGGGAAUAUAAUGUUAAAAACAAUAAUUUCAUUUGUUGCUUUCGUUUAAAGAAUGGAAAACCACUAGAUAUUACUUCGAAUCAGAAACUAUCCAGUAUAUAUGCACAUAUGCCACUUCGCAGAAUUCAGUAUAGAUGUCCAGUUCAAGUAGAGUUCAACUUGAUUGAAUAUGUAUCGAUUGUAAAUGAUAUGAAAGCUACAUGUCAAGAGGACAUAUCAUAUUAUGUAAAAGUAUCAUUACCACUGGCUUCACAAGAUUCCAGUAUAGCUAUAUGCUCUCUAAUAUCCUAUAGAUCACAAGAUGCUGCAAUAUUAGUUGAAUGGUUCGAAGCACAACGUUUACUUGGUGUAAAUAAGAUUGUAACGUACACACAAGAGCUUAACAGCGAUGCAUUGCGAGUGUUGGAUUAUUACGAGUCCAUAGGACUUGCUUAUGUAAUUCGAGAGUUUGAUAUGCCAGAAAAAGACAAACUUCCUAGAUUUCUUGGAGAACAGAAUGCAAGGCAAUGGACUGACAAAGAAGUUGUAUCUCUUGAUUGCAACGCACGACUUCUUGGAUUUAAGUAUGUCAUAAUGUGUGACAAAGAUGAAUUUGUGGUGCCGAAUUUCACGAAGUUUGGAUUUUCAUUACGGAAAGCACUAGAUCAAAUGUUUGACAUAAAAACAGCAGGAGUUCAGUUAAACCCAAAAGUACAUGUCACAACAUGGAUACCUGACAACCGAUCAAGUACCUUGUUUAUCAACAAAUACCUAAAUAGCACCACCUCAAUUGCUGACAGACAUAAAUACAUUUACAUGCCUCAGCGAACUGUUGUUGGAUCGACUACUAUUCACUCCUUUACCGCAUGCAGAGGCUAUAAAAGAUAUACAGCAAUGUCUACUGUGUUAGACUUCCAUCAUUACCGGUCUUGUGCAAACAGUUUUGUCAAAUAUCAGUCGGUCUUAAACAGAGAAAAACAAACAAAUAAUAUCGAAUAUCAUGGAAAAAACACUGGAAAUGUAUGUGCAGAUUUCAAACAGCAUGCGCAAAGUGGAAUGAAGGUUAUUGGUAAACAAAUCGAAAAAAAUGUUUUGGAAGUAAGAAAACAAUUGGGUAUUGCAUAUCAAUAAUCAUGAUGUUGAAAAUAUGUCAUUGUUAAAUCUUAAAUCACAAAUCCUAGUUUUAGUAUUAAUGUAUCCCUUUAAAUGCUUUUUCAUUGAUCAAUAGUGCUAAUGAAAAAGGGCAUAACAUCUAUGUUGUUUUUGUAUGCCAACAAUGUUAAAAAAUGCAUUUGUAAUUUAACACAGCUGCCCAUAUCUUUACUCUCUACCUGAUUUAGUGUGUAAAUCUGCAAAUUUUGCCAAAUCUGAAUCAAUCUCUCCAUAAGACACCGAUGAAUGUUAUUAAGACGAAACUAGCGUCCGGUGUACAUAACUAUUAGACUAGUAAUGUUGAUACGCUUUUACAUUUACUGGGUUGAUAACAUAUAUUACGGACGUUUCUUUGCCUAAUGUAUUACUAGCUCAGAGUCAGCUUGUAUGUGAUGACAUUAUGUAUCCAUUUUCUGUAAAAGUACUGUUCAUACAGGUGUAAUACCACCAUUGAUUUUCCCCUAUCAUUCUUUGUUAAAUCUGCACUUUUCAAAAAAUUGUGCAGAAUUUAUCUUUGUUUCAAAUAAAGAAAUACUUGGCAUGAGUAAAGUUUUAUCCUGUCCAGUACUAUAGACACGACUUCACAUAACAUUUCAUUGCACAUAAGAAAAUAACCAUCACUGGAAGUUAACCAAUCAAAUUUUCAACCCUUUUUUUUCCUGUGAACAAGCUUUAGUAACCAUGUAACCUCAAAUUUCCAAAAUAUUCUAUAGAAACACCAAAUAAAAAAAUAAUGGUGAAAAAUAAAAAAGGAAAGUCUCUUAUCAAAUGGCAAAAUCAAAAGCUCAAACACAUCAAUCGAAUGGAUAACAACUGUCAUAUUCCUGACUUGGUACAGGCAUUUUCGUAUGUAGAAAAUGGUUGAUAUACGUAUACAACAUUUUAAAGAACAUUUUACUCCUAACAACAACCAUAAUAGCCCUACAUGUAUUUCUCGUAUCAAACAUAAGCUAAAAGAACUCGCCAAGGAAUUUUUGUUUGUCCCGGCUGAUAAGGCUGCAAAUAGUAUCAUUAUUUUGACGUAAAUUUUACAUUGAGGUUCUGCAAAAGGAAAUCACGAAUUCACCAACAUGUCAACUGAUUUAAUUUUCGGAAAUGUACAAUGAAAGUUCCAACUAUGUACUGGCUUCCAAAGCUUCGCAACACACCUUACAAAUAUAGAUUUAUUUCGUCUUCAAGCAAUUGUUCCACUACUAAACUGUCUAUUCUACUUACUAGUACACUUGGUACAAUCAAAAACCUGGUAAUUAAUUGUUCAAAUAAGGCCUUUGAAAAUAGUGGAAUUAAAUACUUUUGGAGUGUCAAAAAUUCGUUGGAAGUACUUGAUAAAUUGCAUGCUUAUAUUGGUGAUUUCGAAUCUGUUCAAAGUUUUGAUUUUUCUACUCUAUAUACCACUUUGCUUCAUAAUCUUAUUAAGAAAAAAAUUACACAUCUAAUUUUAAUGAGCAUUUAAAAAGUCAGAAUGCAAAUAUAAAUGUUCAAACUCUUUUAGGUCAUUUUUUAGUAACAACAAACAAAAGAACUAUGUCAAUUGGACCUGCUUUGAUACUAUAACUGCCCUUGAUUUUUUACUAGAUAACAUUUUUGUUCGCUAUGGAGAUUCCGUAUAUCAUCAAGUUAUCGGAAUUUUAAUGGGGACUAACUGUGCACCACUUAUUGCGGACCUGUUUCUGUAUUGUUAUGAGUUACAAUUAAUGACUAAAAUCAGCAAAGACCCAUCGAAUCCACAUCUGAUACAAAAAUUUAAUAACACUUUUAGAUAUUUGGAUGAUAUAUUGACUCCCAGUAAUGACGACUUCAGUAUGUACACUAAAGAGAUUUAUCCUGCUGAACUGACUUUAAAUAAAGCUAAUACUAACAAUGAACACUGCCCUUUCCUGGAUCUUGAUAUCUAUAUCUUUAACGGGAAGCUUAUUACCAAAAUUUAGGAUAAAAGAGAUAAUUUUUCAUUCCCUAUUGUUAAUUAUUCAUUUUUAGACGGUGACGUUCCAUUGUCACCAUCUUAUAGUGUUUAUAUAUCUCAACUUGUUCGAUUCGCUCGUGUAUGUAAUAACGUAAUUGAUUUUAACGAAAGAAAUCUCUGUAUUACUGAAAAAAGGGUUUUCGAUAUCACAAACUAGUCAAAACAUUUACUAAAUUUUACCAUCGGUACAAGGACAUCAUUCGUAAAUAUAAAUCAAAAUGCAGACAUCUUAUACGUUCGGGUAUUUCACAUCCAAUCUUAUAUGAAAAUAUUCUUUACAAAGCAAAAAAAUGUCGGCAUUCACCUCAAAAGCUAACCAAACCUUUAAACAGACUUAUUCAGAAGGGAUAUAGGUACGAUACUGUUGUCAGGUCAUUAAAGAUGGUAUAUUUUGGUAUUAAUAUUGAUUCACUCAUAGGGUUUUUGCAUCGGAAAUAAACACAUUUAUUCUAAAAACAGUUGCUGGCAUGAUACAGGUUAUGUUCUUCUCAUAUAUUUUAUGAUGGUAUGAUAAUAAACCCCAAACGGGAGGGAUUGCGCUUUAUUUUCAUAUGAUGAAGACAUAAUCUUUCAAUGAGUUUAAUUGAGGUCUGGAGCUGGCAUGUCAGUAACUGCUAGUAGUCCUUUGUUAAUUUAUGUAUCAUUGUCAUUUUGCUUAGUUUCUUUUGUUACCUAUUCUGACAUCGGACUCGGAUUUUUUUAAAACUGAGUUUAACUGUACGUAUUGCUGUGUGUUUGUUUAAUCUACAUUGGCUAGAGGUAUAGGGGGAGGGUUGAGACCUCACUUACCAUGUUUAAACCCGCCGCAUUUUUGCGCCUGUCUCAAGUCAGGAGCCACUGGCCUUUGUUAGUCUUGUAUGUUUUUUAAUUUUAGUUCAUUUAUAUGUUUAGGAGUUUAUAGUAUGGCGUCCAUUUUCACAGAACUAGUACACAUUUUUGUUUAGGGGCAAGCUGAGGUCCGCCUCCGGGUGCGGGAUUUUCUUGCUGUGUUGAAGACCCAUUGGUGGCCUUCGGCUGUGUUUUUUACUCUUUGGUCGGGUUGAUGUCUCUUUGACACAUUCCCCAUUUCCAUUCUCUAUUUUAUUAAUUUCCUACAAAUGUCAAAUUCAAGGGAAUAUUUUUUUUUCGACCCUUUUUCGCAUGCAACCGGAUGUGACGUACUAUGAUUUGGUGGUAUUACAUCAACAAUGUUGAAAAUUUCGGGACAGACAUGUUUUUUUCUGCUACGAGGUAAAGAUUGUCUUAGCUUUUUUGCACUACUUUUUUUUUUAUUUUUCUGUUUUUAAUGCUCUCCCAUGCGUGUAGCAAAGUUUAUACCAAAACGCCCGGGCGUUCACAUGGAUCUUGGAAAAACGAAUUUAAGGAUGUAUUCUUCUGAUGUUUCAGUCUCGUUGAAAUCUUGUUCGGGAACUAUUUCCAAAGCAUGUGAUAUAAGUGGGAAAUAUCAAUGAAUUUAAAAGUAUUACAAUCAAACUUAACUCUGUGACAAAAUUGUGUACUUACAAUAAGGAAUUUUUGAGUAAUAACAUUUUCAAAUUUUAUAACCAAUUCGGUCAGUGUCAUCAGCCAAAAUGUUGAGAAAAUGGGUGAGAGAUACAAAGAAAUGAUUUACCAAAAAUAUAUUUAUCCCAUAUUUCUUUUUCUU